GAGGUCUGGGGGAUCAAUCCUCGCCUUCCAAACGGGCCCCACAGCUUCGGUUGUUCCUUAUUAAGAGCGCGAAGCUGAAGACGCUUCAUUCACGUGACACCCACCCUCACCCCACAGAUGAAAGCUCCAUUUUGGUCACGGGCCACGCACUCUUUCUACGCCCCUUCGGGUGCCCUUGCUCGAAACUGGAGCGGCCGGGCUCCGGCUGUUGCUUCUCCGGGCGAUUAGCGCUUCACGCCCGUCCCGCCCACUCCCGUCGCCGCGGUAACCAUGGUCGUGAACUGCGAGAGCGGCAACAUGUUACUGAGACCUCGCCAGUUGGCGUGGGACCUCUCAGCUGCACAGACACGACAUUCAUUUGGAUCAUAUCAGGAAAGGAGACUUUUCCCUUCUUUUCACGCACCUGACCGGUUAGGAAAUGAGCGUGUACCAAUUACAGGUCAUCCCAGCCGUGGACCUGGGACUUAUAACCAUGCAGAGAGGAGCAGCAUUGUAUACCACCUUGCUCACAGACCCGAAAGUAUUAAAGGUUACACUAUGGGAGCGAGAACAACCCCACGUUUUGCACUAUCUGACAAGUAUGCGGUGCCUGACCCAACAUCAUACCAGACUAUACUGACCAAAGUCCAAAAGAUUCAGCCGAAAGAUGCUGCAUUUUCUAGCAAAUUGCCACGAUUUUCACAGAAGGUUCUGGAUGCAGAGCUUUUCCCAGGACCUGGCACAUACGACCCUUACAGGAUGCCACACAGGCAUGUCACCUGGCCAGGAAAGUUUGGGGCUCCAGACUGGUCUUUAGUACCAAUGCCAGCAAAAAGGACUCUAAGGACUGAGCUGAUUACAGACAGAGAAUUCAGGAAGCAACGGAACCUGUUGGCCUACCUGAGCCUGUAUUACAGUGAAUAAUUCUACUGACU
Molecule: messenger RNA, 914 nt
Organism: Eublepharis macularius
Lineage: Eukaryota; Metazoa; Chordata; Lepidosauria; Squamata; Eublepharidae
Gene: CIMAP3
Product: primary cilia formation
Exons: 6
Coding region: 271-903 (210 amino acids)
Biological process (GO): regulation of cell projection organization
Cellular component (GO): ciliary basal body
Molecular function (GO): cytoskeletal protein binding
Source: RefSeq, a predicted model, not a curated record